CCACCCUCUCUCUCUUUGUCCCUCUCCGGUGAAGGUGUAUCUUCUCGGUCGUCCCGAACCCGGGUUCAUCCGACACCAACACCGAGCAGCAGAACCGAGCCUCGGCUCCACAGCAGCGACAUCAUGCCUCCUAAGUUCGACCCCCAGGAGAUUAAGAUCGUGUUCAUGAGAUGCACAGGAGGAGAAGUUGGUGCCACCUCAGCUCUCGCCCCUAAGAUCGGACCUCUGGGUCUGUCUCCCAAGAAAGUUGGUGAUGACAUCGCCAAGGCAACAGGUGACUGGAAGGGCCUGAGGAUCACGGUGAAGCUGACGAUCCAGAACAGGAAUGCAGCCAUCGAGGUGGUUCCCUCUGCGUCCGCUCUGAUCAUCAAGGCUCUGAAGGAGCCUCCCCGUGACAGGAAGAAGGUCAAGAACAUCAAGCACAGCGGCAGCGUGACCUUCGACGAGAUCGUGGGCAUCGCCCGCCUGAUGAGGCAUCGCUCCAUCGCCAGGGAGCUCUCCGGAACCAUCAAGGAGAUCCUGGGCACCUCUCAGUCUGUUGGGUGCACCAUCGAUGGUCGUCCUCCACAUGAUGUCAUCGAUGACAUCAACAGCGGCAAAGUGGAGUGUCCCUCAGAGUAACUGGAUGCAAAUAAAAAGUUGAUAAAAAAUGA
Messenger RNA from Hippoglossus stenolepis (Pacific halibut), 653 nucleotides. RefSeq names its product ribosomal protein L12 (gene rpl12). Bases 124 to 621 code for a protein of 165 amino acids. The record is from RefSeq and is a predicted model, not a curated record. The transcript is spliced from 6 exons. Gene Ontology annotation, cellular component: cytosolic large ribosomal subunit; ribosome. Gene Ontology annotation, molecular function: large ribosomal subunit rRNA binding; structural constituent of ribosome. Gene Ontology annotation, biological process: translation. Lineage: Eukaryota; Metazoa; Chordata; Actinopteri; Pleuronectiformes; Pleuronectidae.